Molecule: messenger RNA, 708 nt
Organism: Peronospora matthiolae
Lineage: Eukaryota; Oomycota; Peronosporomycetes; Peronosporales; Peronosporaceae
Source: the annotation of a GenBank genome assembly
AUGCGGUGCGCGAGCAAGGCCGCCGAGAGCGCGUCCGCACGUCUAUGUGCGGACGCCGAAGCAGAAACCGCAGCAACUGAUGUCUCAUCGGUUGCUGAAGCGACUCAGCCUGUGUCACCUGGUGAUGCAGGCGCUCGUCAUGAAGACACUCAUGUCUUCACAGAGCUCGGUGUCUCAUACUCUCCUGAUACGGAAGACGGAUCCGUAUCGACGGCGAUCGAAUCGAAGCCGCCGGCCAAGCGUGGCAUGGAUGAUUCUAUGCGUCGUAGCAUCUUUGGUUCAUCUGAUGAAUCAGAUGAACCAUCGCCGAAGCGAAGGCUCUCGAAGUCACAAUAUGCGGGUGCUCACAGUGGUGUCGGUUCUCCUAUUGACACCACUUCGCAACGAGGUGCCAGUACUUCUGUCGGCACGUCGCAAGAAGAGCGGGGCCGCAGUGUGUUGCGUCUCGCUCCCGAGAAGAAGGCAUGGAUGCCUCCCAAAUCCGUCAUGGAUCACUUGUCGGCGACGACGAGUGAUCGUUAUCGAACACGAUUGUUCGAUUCGUCAAGGAUCCAUCACCUUGACCCCAUUGUGAAAAACUAUCGCGCUGAGAAUGAUUUCUUCAUCGAUGCUUUCUUAAACAUCGAUGGUACAGUGGGAAUCACAAACGUGAUGGUCCCUCACUGCUUCAAGCGUGGAACGCUUACAUCCAUAACCUUGAGGAUGUAG